UUAUCAUAUAUAGGACAAGAUGUGCAACAAAUUCCUUUAAAUAUUGUGAAAAUUUAUUCACAAUAUGCCGUAAAAUUGGACCUAAGUUUCAAUAUAAUAGACAAUUUGGAUGGAAUUGAAAAGUUCACAAAUCUUAAGGAAUUGAUUCUUGAUAAUAACUUAAUUAAUGAUGAUUCUAUUAAAUUAUCAUAUAAUCCAUCGCUUCACACUUUGUCCCUAAAUAAAAAUAAGUUAACAGAUCUGGAAAGACUAUUAACACACUUAUCGGAAAAGUGUCCAAAUGUGACAUUCCUGAGUUUGUUGGGAAACAACGCCUGUCCCGACCAGUUGUCCAACAAUUCACAAAAUGAUGAGCAGGACUAUGAAAGAUACCGUCGAUAUGUCAUCUAUCGCUUACCUUUUCUCAAAUUCUUGGACUCGACUCGAGUUACAGGCGAAGAGAGAAGAGAUGCGAAUCUAAAGGGACAGUAUUUGAGAACAAUUCGACCCAACGAUCAAAUGUUUGAAAACAACGACGAGAGACGAGUUGUUCGACAAUUAUUUACUCCUCUUCCCAAUCAAUGCAAUUCUAGUGGAAAUCAUUUUGGUGCUUACGGACCACUCAAACACAGAUACACUGGCAAACACUCUGAAGGCAAUCGCUUUAUAAGAAAUCACGAGUUAUAAAACAUUUGGUUAACAAGUUUUAUGACUAAACAAAUGGGUC
Molecule: messenger RNA, 706 nt
Organism: Medioppia subpectinata
Lineage: Eukaryota; Metazoa; Arthropoda; Arachnida; Sarcoptiformes; Oppiidae
Source: the annotation of a GenBank genome assembly